CUUCCGGGAGCCGGCCUGUUGCCACGACGACGAAGCUCCCGGCAUGCCUCGCAGCGGCGGGCUAUGGCGUUGGGGGUGCGGCUACUCCUGUUGCUCGUGCUCUGGACGCUGGCGGUUCCGGCCCGGAGUCUCCGGGAGGCAGGCGACGGAGGGUGGCGGCGGCCCGGGCUGGGGACACCGGCGGCCGUGGCAGAGGAGGAACGCUGCACCGUAGAGCGCCGGGCCGACCUCAGCUACGCCGAGUUCGUGCAGCGUUAUGCCUUUUCCAGACCUGUCAUUCUGCAGGGGCUCACUGACAACUCGAGGUUCCGGGACCUGUGCUCCCGUCAAAGGCUUCUGGCCUUGUUUGGGGACAGCGUGGUCCGGUUGAGUACUGCCAACACCUACUCCUACCAGAAAGUGGACCUGCCCUUUCAGGAGUAUGUGGAGCAGAUGCUGCACCCCCAGGACCCCUUCUCCAUGGGCAAUGACACCCUGUACUUCUUUGGGGACAAUAACUUCACGGAAUGGGCAUCACUCUUUAGGCACUAUUCUCCACCUCCAUUCAGCCUGCUAGGUACCAUUCCUGCUUAUAGCUUUGGAAUUGCAGGUGCCGGCUCUGGGGUGCCCUUCCACUGGCACGGGCCCGGGUUCUCAGAGGUGAUCUAUGGCCGAAAGCGCUGGUUCCUGUACCCUCCUGCGAAGACACCUGAAUUCCACCCCAACAAGACCACACUGGCCUGGCUCCGGGACACAUACCCGGCCCUGGCACUAUCUGCACGGCCCCUGGAAUGCACCAUCCAUGCUGGUGAGGUGCUGUAUUUCCCUGACCGAUGGUGGCACGCCACACUCAACCUCGACACCAGCGUCUUCAUCUCUACCUUUCUCAGCUAGCCAAAGGGGAUGGCUGGGGAGCCCGUCGCACACCAGCACAUGCC
This is a messenger RNA of Kogia breviceps (pygmy sperm whale), 917 nucleotides long. RefSeq names its product jumonji domain containing 8 (gene JMJD8). Lineage: Eukaryota; Metazoa; Chordata; Mammalia; Artiodactyla; Physeteridae. The record is from RefSeq and is a predicted model, not a curated record. Gene Ontology annotation, cellular component: cytoplasm.